GUGGCACUGGGAGAGUGAAGAACCGGGAAAACAAAAAAGGUAGGGCGAUUUUGCAGUAGUAUAAAAAGGGAGGGUUCUGUUCAGUUUUAUAAUAUGAUUUCAAACACAAAAGAGCCUGAGAAAACCCAAGUAGUAGUAGCAGUAGUAGUAGUACAACACCACCUCCACCGGAUUUUAGAACCCAGAAUUCAGCCAAAAUUCAUAAACGGGGGAGAAGUCCGAAACUGCCUCAUUUCUUUGUUUUUGCAUGCCCAACACUUUGCCUUAAACUCCACACUCUCCUUGGUUGUGAGUUGGUGUGUUGUUUGUGGCCUUUAGGGCUAUAAAACCCACUGUUUGGCUUGUUCUUUUUCACUUCAUUCAUCUCUUUUGCUUUUUGUUUUUGUUUUUCAAUCAAAGAGUUAUGCCUCCUUCUCCAGACGUGAUUCGAGAGAAGCUGAAGGAUGCUGGGACUAGCCUCCUUCACCCUCCUUCUUCAACUGAUGAACUUCUCACCCUCCUUGAUAGAACUGAGAAUUUGUUAACAAAUGUGCCGCAAACACCAUCGACAUCUAUAGAAAAUGUACUUUUACCCGCAAUGAAAGCGUUGAUUUCUGAUGAACUUUUGAAGCACUCUGAUUUGGAUGUCAAGAUUUCAGUUGUAUCUUGCAUUACUGAAAUUACAAGAAUAACAGCACCAGAUGCCCCUUAUAAUGAUGAACAAAUGAAGGAGAUUUUUCAGUUAACUGUAGCAGCUUUUGAAAGUUUGUCGCUAGAAUCAGGUCGUUGCUAUACCAAGGCCUUAAACAUCUUGGACGUUGUUUCCAAAGUCAGGUCAAGCUUGGUAAUGCUGGAUCUCCAAUGUGAUGCAUUAGUUUGUAAGAUGUUUCAACUUUUCUUUAAACACAUAAGGUCCAACCAUCCGCCUGCAGUAUUUUCAUCUAUGGAAUUCAUAAUGACAUUGGUUAUAAAAGAAAGUGAAGAAAUUUCAUUGGAUCUUAUUACUCUUCUUUUAUCUAGUGUUAAAAAGGAAAAACAGGACAAAUCACCUGCCUCUUCAAAAUUGGGCGAGAAGGUUUUGACUAUUUGUGCUUCUACGCUCAAACCAUUUCUCAAAAAAGCAGUGAGGUCGAUGGGCAUUGAUCUGAAUGAUUAUGCUCAAAUAGUGGCUUCCAUAUGCUCAAAAAUUAAGAUGGAUUACAAGCAUAAGGCUGUUAAGGAAUCAGGGAAUACUUCGCAGGGGACAAAUGGUCUUGUACAAGAUGUUGUUUGUAUGGAAAAUGAUGGCCAUCAAAGAGAGGGUAUUUUAUUCACACCAAUGCCUUUUCCAAAAAAUAAAAAGAACAAUUCUUUUAAAAAAUUACAGCGUAUUAAGCAUCCUGAAAGAGCUGAUUCAAGAAAUGUUUCUGAACCAGGAUCUAUUCGAGAAAAGAGAAUUCAGAAACCAAAGUCUUUGAUGAGUGCUGUGAAAGACAAUUCCAAAGGAGCUGAUUCAAGAGGUACUGCUGAACCUAGCAGUUCACUCUCAAUUAAGACAGAGAAACAUGAAAGUGAGCCAGACUCUGCUCUUAAAAGCAGAGGUCAGAUGCGAAAUUCUUUGAAGAAUCCAAAAGAAGAUCACCCUAGAAGAACUGAGUCAAGAGAUACUGCUAAAGGAGAAAGUUCGCUUUUAGAUAAGGCAGACAAAACUGGAAGUGAUCCAGACAAUGCUCCCAAAAAGAGAGACCAGAAGUUAAAUUCUUUGAUGGAUGCAGAGAAUGCCCCGCUAGAAAGAGAAAAUUCAAUAAAUACUUUAACAGAAGAGAAGACAGAAACUGAUUUUUUAAUGAAAUCAACUAAGGCAGAAAAAUCUGAAAGUGAGCCAGAUUCUGCUACCAAAAAGCGAGGACGGAAACCGAAUUCAUUAAUGAAAUCAGAGGAAGGCUAUAAUAAUUCUUGGAUGUCUAGUGGAAAGAAAAUUUUAAGGUCAUCUCGUCUUAGAAACACUGAUGAUCAGAAGAGUAUCGAAAGUUUACCUUCUAAAAAUUCAGUUUCAAAGAAGAGAACUUCAACAACAACUGAUAAUGUGAAAGAGCUGGCACCUAAACUUGAUGAGAACAUAAGAGAAAAUAUAGCCUCCUAUCAAAGGGGCCGUGGAAAGAGAAAAAUGAGUACAUUGAAUCAGGAAGUUGAUACUAAGUCCCUGUCAGAUAUCAAAUCAGAAUUAGACGGUUCACAGGUCGAAGAGAAGCUUCCAGAAUCUGUAAAUCUCAAUUUGAAAAAGGAACCUGAGGAUAUUGGCUGUUUAGAAGAGAAAGAUCAGGGGAACUCAACAAAGCUUGGGCUUGCUGCGAAGGAAAAUAAGGAGAGUGCUGUUGCUUCAGAACAUGUGUUUGCAAACAAGAAAACUGAAGGCCGUCGUCAGCCCAAGGAAAAACUACAAGAGCAGUCUACUGUGAAGUCUGAGGCUGCUGAUGUCAAUGAUAAUCUAUCGGCUCUAAGGACUACUAAGAAAAGAAAAAGGGCUGGGAAUUCUUCCAAUAACAACACUAAUGAAGAAUCUGGUCUUAAGGGCUUGGGCUCUAAUACUGGAAUUAAAAUUUCAAGUGGUAAUGGAAGUUACUCGGCGAAAAGCUCUGAAACAAUUUUCAAGAGAAAGCGCGUCAUUGGAAAGGAACAGGCAUCUGAAACACCUAUUCUAGGUGAACUGGUGAUUGGUACAAGGAUUAAGGUUUGGUGGCCCCUAGAUAAAACGUUUUAUGAAGGUGUUGUUGAAUCUUAUGACCCUGUUAAAAAGAAGCACCAGGUGUCUUAUGUUGAUGGGGAUCGAGAAACACUCAACCUCAAAAACCAACGAUGGGAACUGGUUGUAAAUGAUGCUUUAGCUGAAGAAGGUAAAAAGACUGAUCUUCCAGGACCAAACUCUUCACCCCAAAUCAAUUCACAAAAGGAAAAACAGACAACAGAGUUAGAUCAGGAAAAAGAAGCAAAAGCACCCGUUCAAGUAAAACAAGAACAGGCUGAUGUUCUCUCCAAUGAAAGCAAUCCAAAGGUAAGACCGAGAGCAAGGUCAGUUAACGGAAAACAAGUGAAAAAGUCAGACCGAGCAAAGGCUGGCUCUUCUUCAGGAAGAAAUUCUGGACGGAAAGUACUGAACACAAAAACAAAUUCGAAUAAGGAGAAACAAGCUAAAAAGUCAGAUCAACCAAAGGUUGAUCCUUCCCCAGAAAGCAAGCCACAAACUAGAGCACAGAAGAGAACUUUAGAACAGCUUAAUCAAGCGAGCAAUUCUGAUCAAGGAAAACCUGAUUCUCCCUUGGCGACGUUGGUCUAUCCAAGAAAGAGGAUGAGGAAAAAUAAGUUAGAUCAGGGAAAACAACCCAAAGGGACACAAUCAAAGGCUGAUUCUUCAACCAAAAGGACUGAAAUGAGCAACACCGAAUCUGCAGAUGCUGCUCCAGUUGACAACCCUGCAAUCACAGAUGAACCCAUGGACACUACAAAGACAGAUGAAAAACUGAACACUAAAACUACGAGUGAUACCAAAUCUGCAGUUGAACCAGUGGAUGAAAAAGUGAAAGAUAAUGGCUGCAAUUCGGAUGCGGUGGAUACACUGAAGAGUACUUCUGAAGGCACACAAAUCACUCAGGAGACCGUGGCCUUGACCAAGAAAAAGAACCCGGAAGUUGAUAAUGAUAUCGGUGGUGAAGAAAAUCAAUGGAGUGAGCAAAGUGUGAAUGAAGUCAGAGAAUAAGACAAUGGAGACUUAGUGGAAGGAAGGCUCGAGUAUGCAUAGUUCAUGCUUAGACACAGUUAGUUUUGGUCCAAUUUGGAUGUUUUAGUUUUAGAUAUACACAGAAACAUUAGAAGGCAUUAUGGGUUUCUCUUUUCCUUUAUUGGCUCUUCUAUAGUUUUUUUUUUAUUAAACUACAGACUACAGUUUACACAUAAGUACCCCGAGUUAAAGCUCUGUGGGUUUUGGAUUUUAUAAUCAUUAAUAAUUGGAUUUUUCCUUCAGAGCUUCAGCUCUAUAGGCUUUUAUAAUCA
Messenger RNA from Humulus lupulus (European hop), 4005 nucleotides. RefSeq names its product sister chromatid cohesion protein PDS5 homolog C-like. NCBI's taxonomy places the organism in Eukaryota, Viridiplantae, Streptophyta, Magnoliopsida, Rosales, Cannabaceae. The record is from RefSeq and is a predicted model, not a curated record. Gene Ontology annotation, cellular component: nucleus; chromatin. Bases 404 to 3712 code for a protein of 1102 amino acids. The transcript has 17 exons. Gene Ontology annotation, biological process: mitotic sister chromatid cohesion; DNA repair.